Molecule: messenger RNA, 2472 nt
Organism: Lasiodiplodia theobromae
Lineage: Eukaryota; Fungi; Ascomycota; Dothideomycetes; Botryosphaeriales; Botryosphaeriaceae
Product: C2H2 domain containing protein
Exons: 3
Coding region: 1-2472 (823 amino acids)
Biological process (GO): DNA-templated transcription; regulation of transcription by RNA polymerase II
Cellular component (GO): chromatin
Molecular function (GO): zinc ion binding; DNA-binding transcription factor activity, RNA polymerase II-specific; RNA polymerase II cis-regulatory region sequence-specific DNA binding
Source: RefSeq, a predicted model, not a curated record
AUGACCCUGCUCGCGUCCGGCUCGCCUUCAACAGGCGGCCGCAAGCCCGCUGCCGCGCCCGAAAAGAAAUACAAGUGCCAGUUCUGCAAUCGCGCAUUCAGCAGGAGCGAGCACCGCAGUCGACACGAGAGAUCGCACACGAAAGAACGCCCAUUCAAAUGCCUCAAGUGCCGAAGCACAUUCGUCCGUCGCGACCUACUACUGCGACACGACCGCACCGUCCACGCGAAGGACGGUGGCGUGCCCCUCCACAGCGAGGUCAAGCGCCGCGCCGCCCCCAAGGCCAGCGACAUUCCCGUUGCUGGGCCCUCGAAGCCCUCGAUCGGACUCGACACUGCGACUCUCGAACAGAUUGAAGCGAGCAGCGAUGGCAUGGUGGACAUCGAGACAGCUGCCAUGCUGGUCACCGACUUCCAUCACAAGGCGAUGGCCAGCCAGGAGCCCGAGUCCGCGAUCGAUGCACCAGAAACGGUCAUAUCGCCUCACGGCCCCGCGCUCCUCGAGCCUUCGGUCGGCUACCCCUCCGGUCCCGUGUCGCUCCCUCAGAUGCCCAUGUGGGAUUCAAUGCUGCCUCAUCCGGUCGAGGGGGGCAAGUCGCACUCGGUCACCUCGAGUAUGUCGGGCUCGCAGGACUCGCAUAUGACCUUCAACAGCGUCGGCGCGCAAGGGCACCCGAACCAGUUGGCGCCCAUCAUGGAGCGUCAACCUUCGUCCAACGAUGGGCUGGCCCCCUCCUUCCCUUCUCUGCAGAGCUCCCUCCAGGGAUCCGGGCUCGCCACUCCCGGUGCCUUGUCGCCCUACCCGUUGAUGGGUCCCGUGUCCCCCGUGGACUACCGCCGCUCGCCCGGUCCUAGCCAAGCGCUGACGAUGGCGAAGGCCCCUCAACUCGAGUCCGAAGAGGCUUGCAGCAAGAUUCUCGAGAACAUCAAGCAUUGCGAUAGCGAAGGCAUCCUGCUCGACACCUUCCAAUUGCCGAGUGUGGCCCUCCUGAACCGGUACUUGUCGACGUACUUCAACCUGUUCCACCACCACCUGCCGUUCCUGCAUCCUGCAUCGUACGAUCCGACCGAAAUAUCCGCGCCGCUUCUUUUGGCCGUUCUUUCGAUCGGUGCCCUGUACACUUUUGAUCAGGACCAGGCGUACAUGUUGCACAUUGGUGCGAAGGUGCUCGUCAAUCAGUUCUUGCAGAACAAGGAGAACUUCAGCUCCCGGAAGUGUCCUCUAUGGCUCAUGCAAUCGACCCUUCUCAACAUGAUCUUCGCCUCGUGGAGUGGUGACCCCAAGGGUCUGGAGUGGGCUUGUUCGAUCAAGAGUCUGCUUGCCAACAUGGUUGCCGGCAACCGUUACGAGCUGAAGCUCCGCACCGAAGCUCGCAAUGGCGCUCACCCAACGCAUGAGGAGUGGAUUGAGGACGAGCAAUGCCGGCGUACUUACUAUGCCGUCUAUAUCUUCUUCGGUCUCCUCACCAUGACGUACAACCAUACGCCUGCCAUCAGUUUCAACGAGUUCGACACUCUAGAACUGCCCUCUUCGGAGACGCUUUGGAACAUGGAUCCGUCGGACGAUGAGUCCUGGCGCGACAACUUGGCUGCCUCGAACAUUAUCACGUUCCGCCAGGCGCACGACAACCUCUUCCAGGGAGAAACAGCUCGCUACAGCGCAUUCGCGACCCGUGUCAUGAUCAACGCGCUCUUCCUGGAGGUCUGGUACCACAAGCGCAGCCCCGAGGCUCUCCAAGACGUGGUCACUGAGUACAAGCUUCGUCUUGCUCUCGAGACUUGGGAGAAGUCUCUGGAAAUCUGCGAGCCCGAGACUGUGGUUGUCAAGUUGAGUGCGCCGCACAAGGGCCAUCCGCUCAUUUUCAAUGCUAUGGCCAUGUACCGCAACACGCGCGCACGUCUGUUGGUCGACCUGAAGUCGGUUCAGGAGGCGCUCCGCUACCACGACUCGUACGAGGUUGCAGCUUCCAUGACCAAUGCCCGCGAUAAGGUGAAGCGUUCUCAGGAGAUGAUCAAGGUCAUCCAGGAGUGCUUCGACUGUAUCGAGGUCGCCGCUGUGCAAGGCAUUCGCUGGGUUGCUCGGACUUCGGCAACCAACUGGAGCAUUGAGCAUCCGCUUUGCGGCAUGGACCUGAUGGUCAUCCUCACGCUUUGGCUCUAUCGCCUGGAACAUGACGAGGAGCCGGCCACUGAGGAUGAACUUGCCAUGUACAACAAGCUCAGGAAUCUGUUCGAUGAUGAUUCCGUGGAUGUUUACGGCUCCAAGUUGAGCUCGACCGUGGCUCGUCUCUGGGGCAGCAUGAUUGACGAAGUUGUCGUCUGGGGCAUCACCAAACUCAUGGGCGAAGCGUUCAAGCUCCACUCUCAAGCCCUCGUUGGCUACGAGGAUGCCAUGUCCUCCCGCUCGGGUUCUCCUACUCCCUCGAUACCCACUCAGCCUGUUCAGGUUCUUGAGAUGCAAACGGCGUAUUAG